Patiria miniata (bat star) is the source of this 4611-nucleotide messenger RNA. RefSeq names its product single-minded homolog 1-A-like. Gene Ontology annotation, molecular function: RNA polymerase II transcription regulatory region sequence-specific DNA binding; DNA-binding transcription factor activity, RNA polymerase II-specific; protein binding. Gene Ontology annotation, biological process: regulation of transcription by RNA polymerase II. The transcript is spliced from 8 exons. The record is from RefSeq and is a predicted model, not a curated record. Bases 53 to 2425 code for a protein of 790 amino acids. NCBI's taxonomy places the organism in Eukaryota, Metazoa, Echinodermata, Asteroidea, Valvatida, Asterinidae.
AGGACUUGGGGACUCGUGGGGCAGUCGGAUUCCACCCUCCCCCGUGGACAGUAUGGCGAAGGAGCUGGGAGCUCAUCUAUUACAGACUCUGGAUGGCUUCAUCUUCGUGGUUUCUCCCGACGGAAAAAUCAUCUACAUCUCCGAGACGGCGUCAGUGCAUCUCGGGCUCUCACAGGUUGAGCUAACAGGCAACAGCAUCUACGAGUACAUCCAUCCAGCGGAUCACGAUGAAAUGACCGCCCUGCUGACGGCCCAUCAGCCCUACCACACCCAUGUACUCUCAGAUUAUGAGAUAGAGAGGCAGUUCUUUCUGCGGAUGAAAUGCGUGUUGGCCAAACGCAAUGCCGGUCUAACGUCGGGCGGCUACAAGGUAAUUCAUUGCUACGGCUACCUGAAGAUCAAGCAGUACUCCAUGGACGUGGCCCCGUACGAUGGAUGCUACCAGAACGUCGGCCUGAUCGCUGUGGGUCACUCCCUGCCGCCCAGCUCGCUCACGGAGGUCAAGAUGUACAACAACAUGUUCAUGUUCAGGGCCAGUCUGGACAUGAAGCUGAUAUUCCUGGACGGAAAAGUGGCGCAGUUGACCGGGUACGAGCCGCAGGACCUCAUCGAGAAAACGCUGUACCAAUUCCUUCACGCAACUGAUAUAUUGCACAUCCGCUAUGCCCAUCACACGUUGCUAGUGAAGGGUCAAGUGACGACCAAGUACUACCGGUUCCUGGCUAAGCAUGGCGGCUGGGUUUGGAUGCAGAGCUCGGCGACCAUCGUGCACAACAGCAGGUCAUCGCGCCCUCAUUGUAUCGUCAGUGUCAACACUGUCCUCAGUAACAUCGAGGAUAAGGAUCUGAUACUACAGCUGGACCAACUGCAAGCCAAGACGGAGUCAGCAUACACCAGUCUGCAGGAGAAGACUCGACCUGCCAAAAGCCACCGGUCCAAAUCUAAAAGCAAAGCCAAGUUCACGCCAUACCAACUACCAACACAGCCGGUUAUGUACGGAGAGGCCGCAUCCAGUGCGGACUACACGCAAGCCAAGGCGUACGCGCAGUAUGCAGCCGCAACCACGUGCGAUGUACCCAUGCCGGCGGCCCAGUACGCAUCCGUGCCGUACCAGGAAGGCAUCGAACGCUACAACGCUAUGUACCCGCAUGCAAGCUACACGGCCGGAUACCAGCACAACAUGUACGCAGACAGCCCGUACAACUACAGUAACUCCUUUGCGUAUCCGACUGCGGAAGCGUACGCUCACUGUAUGAACGAGCGUCUGCAAGGAUACCGCGGACAUUAUGGUGACGAUCGGUAUUACGCAGCCUCCACAGAUCCUCGGGGUUAUUACCAUCACUGGACGGCGUCAACGGACAGACAAUUGUCGCAGAAUCAAGGGUACCAUACGGACGUGUCUGGUUCCAGUGCGAGUAAGAAAAGUUCUACGCAUGUGCAAUCUGAACACGAGAGGCUCCAGGAAGCCAAUCCCGUGUCGUGUUGCAACGGGGCCGCCGUUGCCACCGAGAGCAGCCAAUCGGAGCUGCUGUUACAGCAGUGUGGGCAGCAGGCGCCCAACGCGGCCUCGCCGUCCCAACCAGCAGGUGUGCCACAACAAGGGCGCCACCAACACGAACAGCUGCCGGAGUUGACCUCGUGUCAGCGUCAGUCCCCUUUGCUCACCAGGCGCAGUCCGUCCAACACCUCGGACAUAUCGCCCAGGAGGUACCACAACCGGCAAGGCAUCAGGGAGACCCAGGACUCGGUGGAAACCAACGGCUUGCCUUCCUCGUCCAAGUUUGACAGCCUGGUGCAGGCCACUCAGAGACUGGUCAAGGACGAGCAGAGCAAAAAGCAGACACGGACAAAGACCUCGACCGCUGGCCAGCCGACGGAGGCGGCUUACGGUCAGCGAACCAGCCCCGCUGGUGGAACCGAGCACUCCUGCCGGCAGAGCAGCCCCGUACAAGCAGACACCUUACCGGCACGAUCUACCACACGGACUCAACCCCAUGCCCACGGCCUGGAAAACGCUGGGGAGAUUGAAAGCAGACGAUCUCGAGACUAUCAAAAUCAUGUGGAUACUCAUCGCUCCUCGUACAUGAGCACGUCCGAACAUACGCCGGUCUACCCGAUGAGCUUCUCGCGAACUGACCACUCGUCCGCCAAUCGGAACAACAUGACCGAUCCGCAGGACCGGAGCUACGACAGUUCGCUUUAUAGCACCACCAAGGAACAUUCCACGUGCUACUUCAACGACGCUGCCAGCAGGGCCUACCUGGCCUUCACCGAUGGGGGCGCUCUGUCCAGUUUACGGCGAGGUGGGAAGGAGCAUGGCUUCAUGCACACGAACAGUGCAAUCUGUGACAGGGCAGCCAUGGGGUGGUACAGCAGCGGCACGCACACGCACAAAGAACACAUGACAAAUGGCUAUGCUUACUAGCAGCCUUGUUCAAUAAAAGUCACGUGUGCUGCAUCAUGUGUUGGGCAUGCGCACUUGCUCCACAUCAAAGCCUAUACAUUUUCACACACUACACCUCAUAGUUUCUCCCUCCAUUUUCUCGUUCGAUGGUUCCCAUGUUAAAUGUGCCAGCCUUUAGCCUGUCUCUGUGAAGUACGUUCAAAACCUCUGAAACUAUGGAAUCGCAUUGUGUUUUGAUGGCUUCACAUUCACACGCUGGCUGUAACCAUUACUAAACUUUCGAGAAUCUAUACUUCGAGCAGGUCUGACGUUGGAUAAUUUUACGGUUGAUUACAGAAUGUUGCUCAAUAAACUACUAGUUCAAAACUUCAUAGGCUAACUUUACUGUGGGACAGGUUUUGUCCGUUGUAGAUGCUUACGUAAAUGCUCAUCUUUUGGGCAAACCACAAUUUGAAAUUACAAGCACUGAAAUGGCGGGUUUACAUUUAAGCACAACUUUAAGGUCAAAGGUCAGUUAACACCUAUGAUGAAGCAAAACCAUGGAUGAAUCGGAGUUUAAAUUUAUAGCACAUGUUGAUCAUGAAUUUCGUUAUCAGUACAUGGGAAUGUUUCGGUUGUUAACAGUUGUGCUGAUACGGAGAUAAACACUUAAUAGUCAUUUUCUCAAUUUGUGGGUAUUUGGUAAUUACAUUGUACUUCACUCACGAGUUAUUUCAUUGCGAGUAUUCGAGUUGACAAAUUCACUACUCGCCCAGGACUAGCUAACACUACUCCUUCCUUCUCCAAAAUGUAUUUAAGUACAUUUAAUGUAAACCUAAUCGAAAUCGAAAACGGGUGUAUUGCGAGAUUUCAAUUUUGUUAUGAGUAGCCUACAAUGAUCGUGUAAAAUAUAGGAUUUUGCUUUCUCGGUAUGUGUAACCAUGUAAAAAAAGAAGGGCACGAUGGGUCGGGGGUUUGACCUUUGCCACUGGUUCAAGAAAUUUCGACUUCUCGCCUUUUGCUCACGAUUGAUAAUGUGUGAAACGCAAACUUUGGUAGACGUAAAUACAGCCGUCCACUCUUAAUCAAUGCAUAAAACUGGAAGCUACUCGCUCUAGUUAGUCAAUACAAACCAAAUCCGGGCUUGAAUUAAACAUAAACUCACUUUGGCAAGUUUAAUGAUCGCCAGGGAAGAAAGAGCAUAACGAGUUUGCAAUCUACUGCUUGUCGUCGUAAGAUCCACAAGACGUCCUGUUGGUAAUGAUGUAGGCCCACUUCCAUUCAUUCUAUAUAAGCAGCAAUUAUUGCUGAGCAAAACAAAUAAUGAACCAGUGAAGAGCAUGUACUUGUAAUGGCAUAACGGUGUAGUGAGAAAUAAGGACUCCAUGAAAUACAGACUCAUUACUUGUUUUGCGCAUGCCUAAGUGAAGAUAAUCGCGACAGUGACAUGUGUGCGGGUUAGAGUCCAUAAGGUGAAUGAGACCAGAUUUCAUAGGAGCAAUAUUGUAUAUGACACCAGCUGGUAACUUUUGCUGAGCAAACUGUUUCUGCGCAUGAGAAGAAUUAUCUGUGCUUUUCUCCAUGAAAUUGGCCAAUGAUUGUACGACUUUCCGUGACGUUAUUCUUAAUGGCGGCUGCUCAGUAGAGUUUCCCACUUUUGUCUCAACUCAGACCUAAAAUCUCUCACGGUGGAUUUAGCGUCUGAGAACAGCCCAUGCGUCGUUGGCCCAUUUGAACUGUGACAUAUUUCAAAAUGUCUACACAAUAGGACGCUGUAUUUGAGAAAUAGACCAAUCAGACUAAAGGAAAGAACGGCGUCGUCAAGGCGCAUAACAAUCAAUAAAAUAAAGAGUCGCUGCAUUUUCUGACAGCGUUUCAUGUCUUCAUAUGCACAUAUGCACAGGUUGCCAGUCUAGGCGACACUUGAACUUCUUAAGACACGAUCUGUAGCUGAAAUCGUGACAAAAAGAAAUGGCGCCCUCUAGGUUCCAAAAUUCACGCUAUAAAUAGAUAGUUACCGUUGAGGAGAAUCUUAGUGAUUUGUUGUUUUUUUGUUACUUUUGAUUAAUUUAUUAUCUUCUUCACUAAUUGGUUUCUCUUGCCACUUGUACUUAUAAAUUCUUGUUCAAUGUAACUUAUACAUAAUUGUGUCAGUUUUAUCUAAAAAUACAGACUAUUGAGAUUAUAGAUAGAAUCAAGGUGGAAUAAAAUAUUUUGAAAGUACUCGA